UCUAUUUAUACUCCCGAACCAACCCUCCAACUAUAUUCACUUCCUUUCCCCUCUUUUCUUCAUUAUUUUCCCAUUAACCAAACACCCUCCCGAGCUUAAUUUGAUAUACAGCACUCACCAUUUUCUCUUCGGAUUUUUACAAAAUGGAAUUCUCACACCACAACGGCAACGGAAACGGAAAGGUGGACGCCAAUGGCUUCUGCAUGAAGGCCGCGGAUCCCCUCUACUGGGCGGCGGCGGCGGAGACUCUGAAGGGGAGCCAUUUGGAGGAGGUGAAGAGAAUGGUGGCGGACUUCAGAAAACCGGUGGUGAGGCUUGGGGGUGAGAGCCUCAACAUCGCACAGGUGGCGGCGGUGGCGGCCACCGGAAGCGACGGGGUGACAGUGGAACUGUCGGAGUCGGCGAGGGCCGGGGUGCAGGCCAGCAGCAACUGGGUGAUGGAGAGCAUGAACCAAGGGACCGACAGUUAUGGGGUGACUACCGGGUUCGGUGCGACUUCCCAUAGAAGAACCAAACAAGGAAAUGCUCUUCAGAAAGAACUGAUCAGAUUCUUGAACGCUGGAAUAUUUGGGAAGGGAACAGAGUCAUGCCACACAUUGCCUCACAGUGCGACAAGAGCAGCAAUGCUGGUGAGGAUCAAUACCCUCCUCCAAGGAUACUCAGGCAUCAGAUUUGAGAUCUUGGAAGCCACCGUUAAGCUCCUCAACGCCAACAUUAGUCCUUGCUUGCCUCUGCGUGGCACCAUCAGUGCCUCUGGUGAUCUCGUCCCUCUUUCUUACAUUGCCGGUCUCCUCACCGGCAGGCCUAACUCCAGGGCCGUAGGGCCUAACGGAGAGUCCCUCAAUGCUGAGGAAGCCUUUCGCCUUGCCGGAAUUGAUGGAGGGUUCUUUGAGUUGCAGCCUAAGGAGGGUCUUGCACUCGUUAAUGGCACGGCAGUAGGGUCUGGUUUGGCUUCAACAGUUCUCUUUGAGGCUAACAUACUUGCUGUUUUAUCAGAAGUUUUGUCGGCUAUAUUUGCUGAGGUUAUGCAGGGGAAGCCAGAGUUUACUGAUCAUUUGACGCACAAAUUGAAACACCAUCCGGGACAAAUUGAAGCUGCGGCUAUUAUGGAACACAUUUUGGAUGGAAGCGCUUAUGUUAAAGCGGCUCAGAUGCUGCACGAGAUCGAUCCCCUCCAGAAGCCCAAGCAAGAUCGGUAUGCUCUUAGGACUUCACCCCAGUGGUUGGGUCCUCAGAUUGAAGUUAUUCGAACAUCAACGAAGUCCAUAGAACGAGAGAUCAAUUCGGUGAAUGACAACCCAUUGAUUGAUGUGUCAAGGAACAAGGCCUUGCAUGGUGGGAACUUCCAGGGUACCCCAAUUGGUGUUUCCAUGGACAACACCAGAUUAGCAAUAGCCUCCAUUGGGAAGCUCAUGUUUGCGCAAUUCUCUGAGCUGGUUAACGAUUUUUACAACAAUGGGUUGCCCUCAAAUCUCUCUGGUGGAAGGAAUCCAAGUCUGGAUUAUGGGUUCAAGGGUGCUGAGAUAGCAAUGGCAGCAUAUUGUUCUGAGCUCCAAUUCCUAGCCAACCCAGUCACCAAUCAUGUUCAGAGCGCUGAGCAACACAACCAGGAUGUGAACUCCUUAGGAUUGAUCUCUUCGCGAAAAACGGAAGAAGCAAUUGACAUCUUAAAGCUCAUGUCCUCAACCUACCUGGUGGCACUUUGCCAGGCUAUUGAUUUGAGGCAUUUGGAGGAGAACUUGAAGAACACAGUCAAGAACACAGUGAGCCAAGUGGCCAAAAAGGUGCUAACCAUUGGGAUCAAUGGGGAGCUUCACCCGUCUAGAUUCUGCGAGAAGGACUUGCUUAAAGUAGUAGACCGCGAGCACGUUUUUGCCUACAUCGAUGACCCAUGCAGUGCAACAUACCCCUUGAUGCAAAACCUAAGGCAAGUCCUGGUUGAUCAUGCGCUGAUGAACAACGAGGAUUUGAGGAAUUCAAGUACUUCAAUCUUUCUCAAGAUUGGGGCAUUUGAGGAAGAACUGAAGACCCUUUUGCCUAAAGACGUGGAGAGCACGAGAAUUGCCUUUGAUAAUGGGAAUCUGGCCAUUCCAAACCGCAUCAAGGAGUGCAGGUCCUACCCUCUGUACAAGUUUGUGAGGGAAGAGUCAGGGACUGAGUUUCUGACAGGAGAAAAGGUUACCUCGCCAGGGGAGGAGUUUGAUAAGGUGUUCUCUGCAAUAUGUGAGGGGAAGAUCAUCGAUCCGCUGCUCAAAUGUCUCAAUGAUUGGGAUGGGACUCCUCUUCCAAUUUGCUGAAACCAACUUGUCUUUUGAGUUUAUUCAUGGGAUUUAUGGCCUUGUAGUGUUAUUGUCAACCGUUCUGUUCUUUUUUCUUUGGUUACAUUUUUUAAGCACUUCUCACAUGUUUGUGUAUAACAAGAAAUGUAUUGGCCUUGUUUAUCUGUCUCCAAAAUUUGCUCUAUAAAAUUCCAGUUUAUUAAA
Vitis vinifera (wine grape) is the source of this 2483-nucleotide messenger RNA. RefSeq names its product phenylalanine ammonia-lyase-like. NCBI's taxonomy places the organism in Eukaryota, Viridiplantae, Streptophyta, Magnoliopsida, Vitales, Vitaceae. Gene Ontology annotation, cellular component: cytoplasm. Gene Ontology annotation, biological process: L-phenylalanine catabolic process. The record is from RefSeq and is a predicted model, not a curated record. The transcript is spliced from 2 exons. The coding region runs from base 144 to 2297 and encodes 717 amino acids. Gene Ontology annotation, molecular function: phenylalanine ammonia-lyase activity.